Messenger RNA from Cucurbita pepo subsp. pepo (vegetable marrow), 1863 nucleotides. Its product is annotated as WAT1-related protein At5g07050-like. The record is from RefSeq and is a predicted model, not a curated record. NCBI's taxonomy places the organism in Eukaryota, Viridiplantae, Streptophyta, Magnoliopsida, Cucurbitales, Cucurbitaceae. Gene Ontology annotation, cellular component: membrane. Gene Ontology annotation, molecular function: transmembrane transporter activity.
UGUUCCUUUCCUUUUCUUCUUCACCAUACCACUCUUCCCCUUUUAUACAUAACAAAACAAGCAUGGGAUACUUACAAUCCCUUGGCUGUCUCCUUCAAAAUGCAAAGCCUUACAUCGUUGUCAUCUCCCUCCAAUUUGGCUAUGCCGGAAUGAAUAUCAUCUCUGCCAUCUCCCUCAACCACGGUAUGAGCCAUUACGUUCUCGUCGUCUACCGCCACGCCUUUGCCACUGUUGUCAUGGCACCUUUUGCUCUUGUUUUUGAGAGAAAAAUGAGACCCAAGAUUACACUUAAGAUUUUCGCUCAGCUGUUUGUUCUGGCUUUUCUUGGACCACUGAUUGAUCAGAACUUCUACUACUUGGGGAUAAAAAUGACAUCCCCAACUUUUGCAUGUGCCAUAAGCAACACGCUUCCUUCAAUGACAUUCAUCAUGGCACUUCUUUGUAGAAUGGAGAAGUUGGAGUUGAAGAGUGUGAGAUGCCAAGCCAAGGUGUUUGGAACAAUAGUGACGAUGGUGGGAGCCAUGUUGAUGACAUUUUAUAAAGGAAGUGUCAUCAACUUCUUCUGGACUGGGCAUGGCCGCCACCCAAACACACCACCCACGGCGGAUGCAGCGGCGGCGUCCAACCUUCACAACGACGGAAAGGUCAUCAAAGGCUCCAUCUUCCUCAUCAUCGCCACUCUGGCUUGGGCGGCCUUCUUCAUUCUGCAAGUCAUAACCAUGAGAAAAUACACAGCCCAUCUUUCUCUCACCACCAUGGUUUGCUUUUUAGGAACCCUUCAAGCCAUUGUUGUCACCCUCGCCAUGGAGCACCGCCCUCACGCCUGGGCCAUUGGCUGGGACAUGAACCUCCUGGCCGCCGCUUAUGCGGGGAUUGUUUGCUCAGGGUUGGCAUAUUAUCUUCAAGGUUUGGUCAUGAAAACAAAAGGGCCAGUUUUUGUUACAGCUUUUUGCCCUCUGGGGACGGUGAUUGUUGCCUUCAUGGGCUCUCUCAUCAUGGCUGAGAAGAUUUAUGUUGGAGGGAUAAUUGGAGCAGUGCUGAUUGCGGUAGGGCUGUACUGUGUCUUAUGGGGUAAAUGCAAGGGUGUUGAAGACACUGCUGAAGCAGUGAAAGGUGAAGAAUUGCCUGUCAAAAACGAAGCCAUUGAAGCAACUCAAAAGAAGGAAGCUUUGGCCCUUAGUAUUCCACCCACCAUGGAGAAGAAGCUUCAACACACUAAUCACCCAAACUAAGAAUAAAAAAGACAGAAUCCUGAAGAACAAUAACAGAGAAAUGGCCAAGAAAAAGGGAGGGGAGGAAGGUUAAUACAAUGGUAAUGAACUUAUCAUUUACAAAUCAAUUUGAAUAUAGCUCGAUAAUUAAAAACAGCAAUUACUAUUACGUAUUAUCAAAUUUUUUUCUUCAUUCAACUCGGAUAUUUCUUUCAAUUCAACUAAUCGAUGGUUCUACACAGGUUGUGACAAUUAUUGAACAAAAAGGUGGAAGAUUCCACUAAGCUGGUUGUCUUUUGAGUGGCAGAUUCCUAAUUGUCACUAAACAGCAUAAUAAUCUCUUUUGUUCUUUAAUGUUAAUAAUAUAACCAACUCCAACUCUGUGUUUUUUAGGAUUAAGAUCACUUAGGUCAUCACCACCUCCCAUCAUUCUUCCUGUGGCCUGUUUUUCGUAUCAAUAAUUUGAGAGCUUUAAUUCUAAAUAAGGGCAAAGAUCAAGUUGAUUAGAAAGAGAGUGAAUCGUUUAGCAGUACGAAUGAAAGGAAUAAGGAAGUAUGGUGUUAUUAUUGUUUGGGUCGGAUAGAGUCUACCUGCUAACUGACCCAACUCGAACCAAUUUGGUUUUGCAAAUAAUAAAUACGAGUAAAUAUAA